Molecule: messenger RNA, 2599 nt
Organism: Gopherus flavomarginatus (Mexican gopher tortoise)
Lineage: Eukaryota; Metazoa; Chordata; Testudines; Testudinidae
Gene: VTI1A
Product: vesicle transport through interaction with t-SNAREs 1A
Exons: 9
Coding region: 93-767 (224 amino acids)
Biological process (GO): intra-Golgi vesicle-mediated transport; Golgi to vacuole transport; intracellular protein transport
Cellular component (GO): SNARE complex; endoplasmic reticulum membrane; Golgi apparatus
Molecular function (GO): SNAP receptor activity; SNARE binding
Source: RefSeq, a predicted model, not a curated record
CUGAGGUACAACGCGGAAGCCUCUCGGCCGAGAGCAGCUGAGGCCGGCUUCUCUUUACCGCCGCCGUCCCCGGCCCGGACCCUGCCGCUACCAUGUCCUCCGACUUCGAGGGCUACGAGCAGGACUUCGCGGUGCUGACAGCGGAGAUCACGGGCAGGAUCGGGAAGGUGCCCAAGCUGCUGGGCGAUGAGAAGAAGCAGAUGGUUGCAAAUGUGGAGAAACAGCUGGAAGAAGCAAGGGAACUGCUUGAACAGAUGGAACUUGAAGUUCGUGAAAUCCCCGCCCAAAGCCGAGGAAUGUACAGCAGUAGAAUGAGGAGCUACAAACAAGAAAUGGGAAAACUUGAAGCAGAUUUCAAAAGGUCAAGGAUUGCCUAUAGUGACGAGGUGCGGAAUGAGCUCCUAGGGGAUGAUGGGAAUUCCUCAGAGAACCAGUUGAUAAAAUUACGCGAAGAGAGGGCACAUCUGCUCGAUAACACAGAGAGGCUGGAAAGGUCAUCUCGGAGACUAGAGGCUGGAUACCAAAUAGCAGUGGAAACCGAGCAGAUUGGACAGGAAAUGUUGGAAAACCUGAGCCAAGACAGAGAGAAGAUCCAGCGUUCUCGGGAAAGGCUUAGAGAAACAGAUGCAAACUUGGGGAAGAGCUCCAGGAUCCUAACUGGCAUGUUGCGAAGGAUCAUCCAAAACCGGAUUUUGAUAGUUAUCUUGGCAAUCAUCAUCUUCUUCACCAUCCUGAUGGCUAUUUAUUUUUCUGUCAAGAAACACUGAUAUCUUGGUUCUUCACUAAACAGCAACAAACUGCUUGUUCUGAGUAAUUAAGACAAAGUGGUCGCAUGAAUCACUCUCUCGCACUGACAGAAUCUCCCUGUCUUUGCCACUAUUCAACUCAGGUGCAAGUAGCGUAAAAAUGUCUUGUAUUAUUGACUGCAUGUGGAUUUCAUUUUUUCCUUGUUUUUUCCCCUUAAAAUGAAUGUUUUUGGAAUCUUCAUAUAUGGGUUUUUAUAUAAAAAAACAUAACUAAGAAGAAUUAAUGUGUGUCAGAUUCCACACCAGGUUAUUCAUUUGUAAGUUACAAGAGUUGGGGGGUGGAGGGUGAAGUGUCUCCACCCUUUUCUUCUGUUAUGUUGGGUGUAUAACUAUCUAGCAGUAUCUGAUCUUCUGUGACAUCAAAGAAUAUGAGUAAAGCAGAGACCAAAUGAUAUAGAAUGUGAACCUGUCCCAUGUGAGCCAUUCCUGUUCAUAAGUGUCCAUAAUAAAUGUUAAGUAGUUAAUUUUAAAAAAGACAUCUCCUCGUGUCAGAGGGUCUUUAAUACCUGAUGUGAAACUACGAUAUUUGGCACAAUUUUGCCCGGAAACUUCCUUUAUUAUUAGAAACAUUCCCAUUUUCACCAAGUCCCAGCUAUGAUAUGUGCAUUACUUGCCCAUUGUUUAAUAGUGACCAUGGUACAUAGUACUGAGUCAGCUUUGCAUCAUUCCAAUGCUAAGAUAUAUUCUGGUAAAAAAAACAACCAGUGGUCUAUUUUAAAGAUGUGUAAAAAUACUUAUCUGUUAUUUUCCAACUGCAAAGAGAUCCUAGAUCAAUAUUUCAGUAACAAAUACAAUUGGAUUACAUUAAAUGCAAACAAAAUUAAGGAUUUUAAGAAUGAGUAUGAAAAUGAGUUCAUGUGCAGAAAACAUUUUUAAUGAAUUGAAUGCAAACUUAUCACUGACUUUUUAAAAAGAACGUUUGAAAAUGUUAAUUUAUACUAACAAAUGUUCACUGAUAUAUUGUAUAAAAGCUUGAUCUAAUAGGAGAUUAGUGUGUAAAUGGGAUCUGUUUUUCUGUCCUGUUGGCUGUGUAUCUUCUGCAGAGGCAUCUAGUUCAUUUUGUUUAUAAACGUGUCUAGCAAAGGUAGUUUCCUGGUAAUGCAGUAAAAGAUUUUGCAUAAUCAUUUCUUAACUCAUUAUAUGUAAUCCAUUACAAAGCUUAUGAAUCUAAAGAGUUUGUGAGCCCUUGAACCUAAGCCAUAAAAUAUUUUAGGAGGAGAUUUUCAAAGGAACAAAGGGAAGUUAGGUACCCAACCCCUUUGGAAGUUAAUGGGAGUAAAGUUCCUAACUUCCUUUUGUGUCUUUGGAAACUCAGAGAUUCUGCCUUUGGACACAUCUGUGAAGACGCCAUGGAUUCCCAUGUUAUCCGUGCUAAAAGAGCUGAGAGCAGAAUUUGGCCCUAAACAUGUUGACUGUCUUUUCUACAUAGAAACAAAUAACUUGGUUAAAAUGUCUUUGAUUUUACCAACAGAAAGCACAGUAAUGAAAUGAAUGAUAGAAAGAUUCACCAGAGAAAUACUUACUGAACAGAUGAAGGCAUGCAUGUAUUCAAAUAAAUCAUUUAGUGCUGUGUGAGUAGAACUUCAGCCUUUAUCUUCCAGUAAUGGUGUGGAACUAAGUUCGUGUGACGUAGGACAUGGACAGGGAGCAAAGGGGAAAACUUUCCAGCAUUAAUGGAUAUUUAUUCAAGGAGGUGGGCAGUACAUAUUUCCAUAAAUCUUUUAUCUGAAUAACAAACUACUGUAAAUCUAAAACAAGCAAAAGAAAAUAUUAAAAUCCUUCCGCUUACUGGA